Meriones unguiculatus (Mongolian gerbil) is the source of this 552-nucleotide messenger RNA. Its product is annotated as gastrokine-1. NCBI's taxonomy places the organism in Eukaryota, Metazoa, Chordata, Mammalia, Rodentia, Muridae. The record is from RefSeq and is a predicted model, not a curated record. The transcript is spliced from 6 exons. Bases 1 to 552 code for a protein of 183 amino acids. Gene Ontology annotation, biological process: regulation of cell population proliferation.
AUGAAGCUCACAAUGAUCUUCGUUGGCCUGCUCGGGCUCCUCAGAGCACCUGGUUUUGCUUACAACAUCAACGUCAACGAUAGCGGCAACGUGGACGGAAGUGGACAGCAGUCGGUGAGCAUCAACAACCAGCACAACGUGGCCAACGUGGACAACAAUGACGGCUGGAACUCCUGGAAUGCUCUCUGGGACUAUGAAAAUAGUUUUGCUGCAACCAGACUCUUUGCCAAGAAAUCAUGCAUCGUGCACAAGAUGAACAAGGACGUCAUGCCCUCCCUUCAAGACCUCGAUACGCUGGUCAAGGAGCAAAAGGAUAAAGGGCCCGGAGGAGCACCCCACAAAGACUUGAUGUACUCCAUCAACCCUGCCAGAGUGGAGGACCUGAGCACGUUUGGACCAAAGAUUGCUGGCAUGUGCCACGGCAUCCCAACCUACGUGGCCGAGGAGAUUCCAGGACCCAACCAGCCCUUCUACUCACAGAAGUGCUACACAGCUAACAUACUCUGGAUUCUGCGGCUGUCCUUCUGUGGCACAUCAACAGAAACAUACUAG